AUGCCUCUCCCAGGAGUCCCCAGAGCCAUGACUGCAACUGUGCAGACGCUGCGGUUCAAGCUGCUGCCGCACGAGCCAGGCCAGGAGUGGGGGCACAGCUGCCAGCAGGAAAUUGAGCGUCGCUACCAGGUGGUGCCCUCAGUGGUGUGCGCCAUGUGCUGCCUUUUUGGCAUCAUCUACUGCUUCUUUGGCUACCGCUGCUUCAAGGCUGUCAUGUUCCUGACGGGGCUGAUGUUCGGCUCUAUCAUCAUCUUCAUGCUGUGCUACAAGGAGCGGGUGCUGGACACACAGCUGAGCGUGGAGGCCUCAGUGGGCAUUGGGUUGGGCAUUGGAGUCCUGUGUGGGCUGGUCACCAUGCUGGUGCGCAGCGUUGGCCUCUUCAUGGUGGGGCUGCUCCUGGGGCUGCUGCUGGCGGUGGCCACGCUGGUGGUGAUGGAGCAAUUCUACCACCCACCAACGGUGUGGAUCCCCAUCGCACUGCUCUUGGGUGUGGGCAUGCUCUUUGCUGUCCUCACACUGCAGUGGCAGCGCUUCUUCACCACCCUCUCCACCGCCGUCUUCGGCAGCGCCAUCAUGACCGUCACUGUCGACUACUUCAUCGAGCUCUUCCUCCUGGUGCAGUACAUCUAUGAGCGCAUCAAGGUGGCCCCUGCUCGCCCCGUGUGCUGGUACAGCUGGGUCAUCCUGGGCAUCUGGCCGCUCCUCACCACACUGGGUGUCUUGGUCCAGUGGAAGGUCACAGCCGAGGGCUACUCCCAUACAGAAGUGAUCAUCAGCCGGCAGCAGCGCCGCGUGCAGCUGAUGCGCAUCAAGCAGCGGGAAGACCGAAAGGAGAAGAAGAAGAAGCGGAGACCCCACCACCCCCCACCCCACCAGCACAAAGCCCACCCCCCCGAGCCUGCUUACCGCCGCAAGCCCAACCCUGUGCGCCGCUUUGAUGGGGACGUGCUCUCCCCCAGCUACAUCCAGAGUUUCCGAGAGCGGCAGACAGGACCGUCACUGAACAGCCUCAUUGCCAGCUCCCAUGCCGUGGUGGACCUGGACUAUGACUGCAGCUCCACCGUGCCCCUCACCUCGGGCUCUGGCCCUGCUGUGAGGGUAUAAGCCAACCCAGUGACCUCGAGCAACACCAGCACCCCAGCCUGCUCUGACAGAACCCUUGAGACAGGCAGGGCUUUGUCCUCGGCCCCAAGUGGCCACAUGCAGCUUGGGGCUGCAGAUGGAAACCCUUCUUGGAGACACAUGGGACUUGUCUGGGGAAGCCCCAGCUGCCAGUGGGGCCCAAAGGUGCUGGGGAAGCCCUUUGGCAGGGACUCAGCCCAAGGACCAGAACCCAUGGACGUGCAGUGCGAGUGGCUCUGCUGGGGUGGUGGGUCCCCAAGCCCCCACUGCUGUGCAUUACCCUAUGGCCCGGGCACGCUCAUCCUGCAUCUUAACGUUUCCCCAUAUUUGAGUCCCUCCCCUUCCCAGGAGCAGCUCCCCACCCCAUUGCACCCCAGCAACUCCCCAAGUGCCUGUCCCCUAUGUCCCUUCCUCAAAGAGCCGGUCCCAUGGCCCUUUUCCCAGCAGGGAAUCCCCUGAGCAUGUGAGCCCUGUCCCACCCUGUCCCCAAGAGCAGCUCCCAGGCAGUGCUUCCCAAAACCUGCCUCCUCAGAAGAUCCUCCUGCCCUAGCCACCCUCCCUACACCCCAGAGCGGCUUGCCACUCCUUUUUCCCAAGCUGGACCGGGGUGGUCCUGGGGCAGAGACUGCCACGGCCAGGUGGUUCCCAAGGUGAUGCUGGCAAUUGGUGCCUGUCCAGCAGGAGCUGCGCUGGCAGGGUGCAUCCCCCACAAAAUGUUUUGAUGGGAGACAGGACAUUGGCUCCAGCCUUUGGGCAAAGGCUGGGCUGCCUCAGGGAUGCGGGGACCCCUGCAGCAUCAGAGACUGUCGCUGUUUUGUUGGCGACUGGAUUUUUAUAGUGGCCGGGGGACCCUGGGGCAGGGCAGGGCAGGAGCCCCUGCCCAGAGCACUGCUGCGGGCAGAGGCUCACGCCUUGUACAUAUUUCUCUUGCUGUGAUUUGUAUUAACUUAUUACGGAGUGAGCCAGGAUUUCCCCAUGGCCAGGCAGGCAGGAUGGUGGUGAGACUGGACCGGGGAGCCCUCUGCUUUGGGAGCCCCCCCAGCCCAGCCCAGCUGGCCCCGCUGCCCCAGGAACUGCAUGUUUCUGCCAGGCACCCCCUUCCCGCAGCAUUGUGCUGCCAUCCCCCUUUUCAGUCUCUUUUGUAAAUGUGCCAAACGCUGUCGAGGCCUCGGCCACACAGUAAAGAGCCUUUCGGA
This is a messenger RNA of Agelaius phoeniceus (red-winged blackbird), 2318 nucleotides long. It is a transcript of the gene TMEM198, whose product is annotated as transmembrane protein 198. Gene Ontology annotation, cellular component: cytoplasmic vesicle; plasma membrane. The record is from RefSeq and is a predicted model, not a curated record. Gene Ontology annotation, biological process: positive regulation of canonical Wnt signaling pathway. NCBI's taxonomy places the organism in Eukaryota, Metazoa, Chordata, Aves, Passeriformes, Icteridae.